Molecule: messenger RNA, 3524 nt
Organism: Clarias gariepinus (North African catfish)
Lineage: Eukaryota; Metazoa; Chordata; Actinopteri; Siluriformes; Clariidae
Gene: slc5a6a
Product: solute carrier family 5 member 6a
Exons: 16
Coding region: 159-2030 (623 amino acids)
Biological process (GO): sodium ion transport; biotin transport; pantothenate transmembrane transport
Cellular component (GO): membrane
Molecular function (GO): sodium-dependent multivitamin transmembrane transporter activity
Source: RefSeq, a predicted model, not a curated record
UCUCUCUGUGUCUCUCCGCAGCGCCUGAGACUCGUGAGACUCCGGUCAGAGCUACACGCUGCGCGCGCUACACGCGUCUCCCCGCAAUAAGAGGCACUAUUGAAGACUCUAUGGCCAACCACACACUGUACUAGUCAACUCAUUGUGGCGAUUCCAUCAUGAGUGAUAUAGAACAGAUGCACUUCACUUCAGUGGACUAUGCUAUUUUCGUGCUGCUCCUUGUAGCUUCAGCAGGCAUCGGCCUGUACCAUGCGUUUUCAGGGGGCCGACAGAGCACCACACGCGAGUUUCUGCUGGCUGACCGCAGCAUGAGCUGCCUGCCUGUGUCACUGUCUCUCCUUGCUACUUUCCAGUCAGCUGUAGCCAUCUUGGGAGCGCCAGCUGAAAUCUAUGCAUAUGGCACGCAGUAUUGGUUCCUAGGCUGCUCCUACUUUCUGGGCCUGCUCAUCCCAGCACACGUCUUUAUUCCCGUUUUCUACCGUCUCCAUCUUUCCAGCGCCUACCAGUAUCUGGAGCUUCGCUUCAAUAAAACUGUACGGAUAUGUGGCACUGUGACCUUCAUUUUUCAGAUGGUUAUCUACAUGGGAGUGGUGCUGUAUGCUCCUGCACUUGCAUUGAAUGCAGUAACUGGUUUUGAUCUCUGGGGGGCAGUUCUUGCAAUGGGGCUUGUGUGUACACUCUACACAACACUGGGUGGCCUGAAAGCUGUCAUUUGGACAGAUGUAUUCCAGACAAUUGUGAUGUUUGCUGGGCAGCUGGCUGUGAUUGUGGUGGGUGCCCACCAGGCAGGUGGUAUUCGUGAGGUGUGGAUGAAAGCCCAGAAUGGCAGCCGCAUCUCAGGCAUCGAACUGAAUCCUGAUCCCCUGGAGAGACACACAUUUUGGACGUUGGCUGUUGGGGGCAUCUUCCUCAUGCUGGCACUCUAUGGUGUAAACCAGGCUCAAGUCCAGAGAUACCUCAGCUCACGUUCUGAAAGAGAGGCCAUCAUGUCCUGCUAUGUGGUCUUUCCAUGCCAGCAGAUAGUCCUAGCACUGGGUUGUCUCAUGGGGCUGGUCAUGUUUGCCCGCUAUGGCGAAGACAGUCCUUUGGACAAAGGCUUUGUCCAGACCAAUGACCAGAUGGUGUUGUAUUUUGUGAUGGAUGUGCUCAGAGACCUUCCUGGUUUGCCUGGACUGUUUGUUGCUUGUCUUUUCAGUGGUGCUCUCAGCACUAUUUCAUCUGCCUUCAACUCGCUGGCGACAGUUACCAUGGAAGAUCUGAUUAAGCCCUUUUAUCCCACCAUGACAGAAGCUCGAGCUACGCUGCUAUCCAAAGUCCUCGCUCUUGGCUAUGGACUGGUGUGUUUAGCGAUGGCUUACAUCGCGUCUCUAAUGGGCUCUGUGUUACAGGCUGCACUUAGUAUUUUUGGCAUGGUCGGUGGGCCUCUUCUUGGCGUCUUCUGUCUAGGCAUGUUCUUUCCCUGGGCCAAUUCUAUCGGAGCAGUAUCUGGUUUGGUAGCAGGACUGAUAAUGGCUUUCUGGAUAGGCAUUGGUAGUUUUGUCUCCCGCAUGCAAGCAGCAAGUCCACCCUUAUUAAACACCACAAUCAUUCAUGAUACCGGCAACACAACUGCUUUCUUGACUACGCUCAUUACAUCUACUACAACAAAACCAAGGCCCACUGGAUUGCAGGCCCUCUAUUCGUUGUCCUACAUGUGGUACAGUGCUCACAACUCGGCCACAGUUGUAGUGGUAGGACUGUUGGUCAGCCUGCUCACUGGACCCUGGAAGGAGAAGGAGGUGACUCCCGGUACUGUUUACCCUGUAAUGGGAGUGCUGCUCUUUUUUCUGCCUGAGCGCUACAAAGAGAAGCUGUGCUGUGUUACUCCUCUGGAGCAGAAGUCAAAGACUCUGGAUAGGCAGACAUAUCAAAAUGGAAAAAAAGACAAUGGACUUGUCCAAUUUCAGGAUGAAGACAAGAAUGAACAGGAUUCCAAAACCUCACAAGUUUCUUGCAAGCUGGUGAACAUUGAGCAGGAGACAGCAUUGUGAUUUAAAAAUAAUAAUAGUAAUAAUAAUAAUAAUUGUACAACAUAUGCUUUUGGCCAUAAAAAAAGUUAUGAUGUCAAGGAAGGGGUAUAGAUGUUUAGUGUUUAGAUACUGUUGUACUGUUGUACUGUUUAACACCAAAUUCACAACUGGAGAUGUGUGUACUGUAUAAUAUAGUCAGUUUCCUUUAUAAAUAGAUGUGAUAUGACAACUGACCAAUCGCAACACCCUCAGUAUUUGCAAUUUUUGUAGAAACUGAAGAUGUAUAUCCAAGUGAGUAAAAGCAAAAGUGUGUUAAUAUAAUAAAGUACAUACUGUACUAAAAACAUUUCUCCCCAGACAAAAUUGUAGCUUGUUUUACUUUAUUACCUUACUAUAAAAACCUUAAUAACAACAACAAAAAAUCCGUAAGCUUUUUUUCAUUUAAAAGGAUAGUUUGGAUUUUUUUUAAGUGCCUUUAGUACAUUAAAGUAGUUCUUGAUCAUUAUAAAUUUUCCUGCUAUGCACACUGUUUGUGCAGAUUGUGCAGUUUGUCAUACAGAGCCUGGCUGUAAGGAAUCUGGGUUACAACCCUGUAACUGUAACUCUUUUCUUUCUCCAGAAAUUGGCCCAUGGUUAACUAAAAGAGUUUCCAGGUAAAGAAGAGUUAAAUUUGUACGACAUACUCUACAACUUUGAAAGAUAGCAACUUGAUUUAGCUCAUUGGGUCUCAUAUGCUAGGACUCAUACUGUAUCUUUCUAUGAGUCUAAGCUAAACUUUAAAAUGUAUUUUUUGCACAGGAUUGUUAAAUUUGGCCUUGAUUACUUACAUUAUGUUUAAUGAGAAAAAAAUCUGAACUAUCCCCUAAAUUUGUCCUAUUCCCUUAUGUCUCAAAACUAUAUACUGUUUAAACAUAAAGCACAAAAGGCAACUUCUGAAUUUCCCCAGUGACACACAAACCCAGUUUUAUGCAAAGUUCCCUUUGUUCAGGUGUGCAGCAUAUGGAAUUUGUACAUUAAGACAUGAUAAAUGUAAGUGUGAUAUUUUUUUUGUCUGGGGAACAUAAAAUUGUCUGUACUGCUGAUUUUAGUUAUCAUUAAUUUUAUACGUCGCUACAGAGCAUCUUAGUGUCUAAAUUACUUGAGAAACUUUAGGCUUGAUAAUCUUUGAAAUGCUGGCAAAUCCAGAAAAGACGUUUUGAGCUGAAAGAUGCUGCUGCUAAAGGAAUUCACUAUUAAUUGCAUUUAUUUAAUGUCACUGCAACAAUUAAUUGAUUUAUUGUUUAUCUCCACACAUUAGCGAACAUAACACAUCCUCAUAUGAGGGGAAUUCGAAGUUCAAAUCAGGACUAGUGAUAAAAUUUGUGGUAAAUAAAGGGUAAAGGGGCAUUUACAGAAAACUUCAAAACACAAUAUGGUGAGAGGACUCUUAGCCGCAGUAAAACAUUUUAAUGGUGCAAAAGUUUUAAAGAAGACCAUACGUCUGUGAACGCCAAUCCCGGCCCAGGAGGCUUAAAG